AGGAAACGUUGUUCCUCCGCGUUAUUUUCGGUGGCCUGGCGGCUCAUUAUAUUGGAGCCAAUUUAUAACAGGCCGCCAUUUCUCCACGGUCUCUUUAGGAUUGGUCAAGAUCGAUUUACUUGAUAAUAUCGCCUUGCCCCCAGAAUCUCACCAGUUGGUCUUCGUAUAGUGACAGCCAUCUGCCAACGCCACAUUCCAGGAACCUCGUAUCAUAUCCGAGCCAUCCAUCUGUACAUAUAUCAACAACAGCACUUUUUGCAUCUGUUCGCCACUUCAUCAGGACUCAUGACUGAAUACGAUUAUUCACCCGCAGCAUGGGAUCAUUAUCUCGCUCAACAAGCUCGGGUUUCAAACUGGGUAUCCCAGACAACUGCUCAAGCUCAUUCCUACUCCAAUCCAUUCGUCAUGUCGCCCACAUUGCGCGACCGCUCGUUCUAUGAUGAUGAGCUAAAUGGAAGAUGGCAGCGCCCCGCGCCCAGCCGCUCGAAAACUUACAAUAUACCUCCUAUGAGACAAGAGGAUCCAUAUAGGCACACCUCUUCUCGCUCGCGUUUAGGUUCUCACUCGCAGCCUGUUGAAGUAUGGUCAUACCCCCACUCCAGUCGUACCACCAUACAAACCACAUCACAUUCUCGUACUAGCCCAGCACGCAAGCCACCAUCACGCUCGCAAACUAUACAAGCCAUCUAUCCACCAGCUGCAGCCCCCACACACCAGUACGAACGCACCCAGCCCUAUCCUUAUCCGCAGAAGCAAUCGCAGCCCGUGAGGCAUCACACUUCUCCGGCCUAUUAUUACCCGGAGCAGUCCCACGGACACGGAUCUCACCAGCGGACGAUGUACCACUCACCUUCGCGGCCAGCGCAGUCGUACCAUCACGCCCCUAGCGGUCGUUUGGAGUAUCACUAUGGGGUGCGCCUUUACCACUCCGCCUGCAUCAUUGUGUCGACGCUGAUGCUCGUCGUUUGUUUUGCGCUCGCAUCGUGAUUUGUCACGUGCAAAAAUAGCCACCAGCUCAGAAGAAGCCUCAGCCUCUGUUUAAGCGCUUGCUAGGGUUCAUGUCACCUGGUACUGGUAAUGGAAGGGGCGGACCGGCGAAGCACCGUAGCUCGGGGAGACGCUCGUCCCAUUAUUGAAGACCGAGCAAAUGUCGGAGCCUUGUCGCAUAUCAUGUUCAAACAUCAUAGAGUCGCUGGGCUUUUCAGGAGUCCGAGACCAGCAUACAUUUUAUAUUUUAUUAAAUUUGGGCGCCGGCGCCUUGUUAACAUUCCUUAUAUUUCGCAAACGAUUCACAUUCAUCGUACAUUCUAAACAUCACACUCAUUCUGUACAUUUACGCAUUGUAAUGAUUUGACGCACUUGAUGCCCCACUGUAGACAUAGCUAGCACAAUCAUGCACAUGUUUGGAAGUUGCGAGGAUCGCAA
This is a messenger RNA of Suillus plorans, 1425 nucleotides long. RefSeq lists its product as uncharacterized. The record is from RefSeq and is a predicted model, not a curated record. The coding region runs from base 286 to 987 and encodes 233 amino acids. The transcript has a single exon. NCBI's taxonomy places the organism in Eukaryota, Fungi, Basidiomycota, Agaricomycetes, Boletales, Suillaceae.